Messenger RNA from Durio zibethinus, 1119 nucleotides. The record is from RefSeq and is a predicted model, not a curated record. Lineage: Eukaryota; Viridiplantae; Streptophyta; Magnoliopsida; Malvales; Malvaceae.
AUGAGAUCUAUUGAAGAUAAAGGAUGCUAUAACCUUGGACCAGCUCAGGAAAUUUCAAGCAGCAAUGCCAUUAAUUUUGAGUUUCACAAAGGGAAUGGAACAAACAACAACCGUGCUUCUAAUCAUCGAACUGCCUUAGGCAAACCAACACCUUCGAAAUGGGAUGAUGCGCAGAAAUGGCUAGUGGGACUGUCGAGAGGUAGAGACAAGAGCCAAUCCAAAACCACACCUCGAAACUCCAAUGCUGAUGACAGAAGACUAAUAGCACCUGUUCCACAAAAGGAACAAGAUUAUUCCAGUGGAGAGGAUGAAGGAGCAGCACAAGCAAAUGGUUUUGCUGCUGCAAUGUUUUCUAAAUACGAAGGAGAAACAAAAAAGGUGGAUUGUGAUGAGUCAAUUUGGCGAAUCAACAAACCCGCAGAGAACUCAACUUCAGCUGUUAGAUCAAUAUGUGUGAGAGAUAUGGGGACUGAGAUGACCCCUAUUGCAAGCCAAGAGCCAUCGAGAACAGCAACACCCAUCAGAGCCACGACUCCUGCUGCAAGGAGUCCUAUUUCUUCAGGAUCUUCCACCCCAGUAAGGGCUGAAACUAACGCUGCUGCCAGGGGAAGUGGUUCAAACGGACUGUAUGGACAAGAAUCCAGGAUAAAUGAGAACAAUAAUUCAGAUCAAGCUAGAAAGCAGAAUACUCUAGAAACCCGAGCUAUGGCUUGGGAUGAGGCUGAACGUGCCAAAUAUAUGGCAAGGUAUAAGCGUGAAGAAGUGAAGAUACAGGCCUGGGAAAAUCAUGAGAAGAGGAAAGCAGAAAUGCAAAUGAAGAAAAUGGAGGUGAAGGCUGAGAGAUUGAAAGCUCGGGCAAAAGAAAGGUGUGCAAACAAACUUGCUACCACAAGGAGAAUAGCAGAAGAGAAGCGUGCAAAUGCCGAAUCCAAACUAAAUGAGAAAGUUAUGAGGACUUCUGAAAGGGCAGAUUACAUAAGGAGGACCGGUCACUUGCCCUCUUCGUUCCCUUUCAAGUUGCCUUCCCUUUGUUGGUAGUAACUCUGCUGUUAAAGCUAAAUGCCAAAUCCGGCUUCAAUCCUUGUUCUGCUACUUUCUCAAUAUACAUAUGAUGUACUU